Messenger RNA from Hippocampus comes (tiger tail seahorse), 614 nucleotides. Its product is annotated as sorting nexin-6-like. The transcript is spliced from 3 exons. NCBI's taxonomy places the organism in Eukaryota, Metazoa, Chordata, Actinopteri, Syngnathiformes, Syngnathidae. The record is from RefSeq and is a predicted model, not a curated record. Gene Ontology annotation, cellular component: endosome. Gene Ontology annotation, biological process: retrograde transport, endosome to Golgi. The annotation marks the transcript as partial. Gene Ontology annotation, molecular function: phosphatidylinositol binding.
UCAAGUUGGGAAUCGGUCUCCACUCACUCCCGACUCGGGUGUCGGAGUAUUUUUUUUCUUUCUUUCUUUCUUUGUUUUCGUGGACUCCCAAUCCCCACGUCGCGAUUCGGGAGCUGAGAAUGAUGAAUGAUUCCGAAUGCGUUUGGAAGCAUUCACCCAUUCGUCAUUCCCUACUCCCGGCCGCGUGGGCCUCACUUUCUGUCCCAGCGAGUACCUGGCCAUCUUUAAGAAGACGGUGGCUAUGCACGAGGUCUUCCUGUGUCGCGUGGCGGCGCAUCCCAUCCUGAGGAAGGACCUCAACUUCCACGUCUUCCUGGAGUACAACCAGGAUCUGAGCGUGCGAGGGAAGAACAAGAAGGAGAAGUUGGAGGACUUCUUCAAGAAUGUCGUGAAGUCGGCGGACGGCGUCCUGGUGGCGGGCGUCAAGGACGUGGACGACUUCUUCGAGCACGAGAAGACUUUUUUGUUAGAGUAUCACAACAGAGUCAAAGACGCCUCGGCCAAAUCCGACAGGAUGAUCCGCUCCCACAAGAGUAAGACGGCAAUUGCAUCACGCGCGGGGGCGGGGAGAGAGCGCAAAGGUCAGGAAGUGCAUCGGGCAUGCGGACAGAGUC